Sorghum bicolor (sorghum) is the source of this 1471-nucleotide messenger RNA. RefSeq names its product dihydroceramide fatty acyl 2-hydroxylase FAH1. The transcript has 7 exons. Gene Ontology annotation, biological process: fatty acid metabolic process; lipid biosynthetic process. Gene Ontology annotation, molecular function: iron ion binding; fatty acid 2-hydroxylase activity. The coding region runs from base 541 to 1254 and encodes 237 amino acids. Gene Ontology annotation, cellular component: endoplasmic reticulum; membrane. Lineage: Eukaryota; Viridiplantae; Streptophyta; Magnoliopsida; Poales; Poaceae. The record is from RefSeq and is a predicted model, not a curated record.
UGCACGCGCGGUCUAGUUUCGUAGAUGCAGGACGUCGGAGAUAUUUUUUUUUCUCGGCGCUUUGGCGACGGCGGCGGUUUCAGUAACCCAAUGCCUUGGAUCUAGACCGAGAUUGCUCUACCCGCAUUUGUUGCUACGGUGUUGUACCAAGUCUGUUCAGAUUCGUGCGAACAUUUGACUGCAAAACAUUAGGACUCCAAAAAAAAAAUCGUCUAGACACUAGAGGCACACUCUUGUGUGUUGUUACACUCAAGUACUGUACUGGUUGCCAAAUUCGUGCGAGCAUCCGCUGUGUGCGGUCGAGUGCGUCGUUGUGUGACGGAGCGCCACAUGCCGAUGAUUGCCCGGUCAGGAAACGCUGUCGUGGGCACCGGGAAAAAGGUGGUAAUCAUGAUAUCCUCACUGGUGCGUUCUCUAGGGCCUCACUCUUGGUAGUUCGGCUGGCGCAGCUCUCCUCCCACUGUCAGUCACAGUUGGUUCUGCUCAUCGCCAGCGACGAGUUGCCCCCCUGCACCGUUGGAGACUGCCUAACUGGGGAAGAUGGUUGUCCAGGAGUUCACAGUUGAUCUCAACAAGCCCCUUGUUUUCCAGGUUGGCCAUCUUGAGGAGCGUUACCAAGAAUGGGUUCACCAACCUAUUGUCAGCAAGGAGGGUCCACGCUUUUUCGGAAAUGAUGUCUUGGAGUUCUUGACUUGCACAAAGUGGUGGGCUGUGCCAACUAUAUGGCUCCCUGUUGUUUGCUUCAUGUUCGUGAAAUCAAUUUUGAUGGGUAAUACCAUUCAGGACGUAGUUCUGAUGGCUCUAUUUGGAAUAUUUAUUUGGACGCUGAUUGAAUAUACUUUGCACCGCUUCCUAUUCCACAUUGAGACCAAAACCUACUGGUGGAACACCGCACAUUACCUUCUUCAUGGAUGCCACCAUAAGCACCCUAUGGACUCACUCAGGCUUGUUUUUCCUCCUACUGCAACAGCAAUUUUGUGUUUCCCGUUCUGGAACCUGGUCGCAUUCUUCGCAACUCCAUCUACCACACCUGCAUUAUUUGGAGGUGGUCUGUUGGGAUAUGUGAUGUAUGAUUGCACUCACUACUACCUGCACCAUGGACAACCAUCCACAGACCCAGCAAAACAUCUCAAGAGGUAUCACCUCAGCCAUCACUUCAGAAUCCAAGACAUGGGCUUUGGCAUUACCUCAUCGCUUUGGGACGCUGUCUUUGGGACAUUGCCUCCAUCCAUGACACCUGGGAAGAAGAACUGACGCACAUAACACAGUUCUUGGCAUGAGAAAUUCUAGGGGAUCCUUAUCAAAAAAAAGAAAGAAAUUCUAGCGGAUCUGUAAUAUAUAUUCAAGCCAGGGACAAUCCUGGAUCUGUCUUCGUGCGAUGGGUUGACAUGUCCAUUCAGUUCAAAGUUCAUGUGGUGUACUGAUGUCUGGUGAUCUAUCCUGAAUGUGAAGAUAGUAUUUCGCUGCCUCA